This is a messenger RNA of Ooceraea biroi (clonal raider ant), 1230 nucleotides long. Its product is annotated as brefeldin A-inhibited guanine nucleotide-exchange protein 2. Lineage: Eukaryota; Metazoa; Arthropoda; Insecta; Hymenoptera; Formicidae. The record is from RefSeq and is a predicted model, not a curated record.
UUUAAGGUAUAAGAAAUACUGUCACUGUCACGCCAUUUUAGUGAAUUCCGAAGGGGACAGUCGUCAGGUGUACAAUGAUUGUCCCGAGUUUUUUUCUCAACUAGUUAUUCCGUAUUUCGUAUUUUGUUUUUAAUUCAUUUUCGCAAUUGGCCAUAUCGAACCUGCAAGGGAUCGGGUGCCAUUAAAUACUACGAAGAAGAAGACGACGCCAUUUUAGUUUAGGACAAAUAUCGUGCACGUGAUGUCACAGGACGAAUAUCGUUAAUAUCCGUCCUGUGAUAUAUUUAAUUAUGAUAAGAAAGACUUGCUCAGACCGUUCGAGCACAUCAUGAAGAACAGAUCGUCUGUGUAGAGAUAUUGUGAGAUGCAUGGCGCAGAUUGUUUAUUCGCAAGCGCCAAAUAUUAGAUCCGAUUGUAAGAACAUUUUUGGGAGCGUUUUCCAUCGCGCGGCUAGCAAUCGUGAUGAAUCUGUUGUCAAGCUGGCCUUUUCCAUGACCGGUAAGAUUAUUAAUAAGCUGUAUGCACAGGACUUUUCAAACGAGACUAAAGACGCGGAAAUUACGAGUGAGGACGCGCCAGUAAAGGAAAUACAAUUCAUGCACAUACAGAUGGAGUUCUGCAAGAAGAGCAUGUUAAGAACUGCCAUAGAUAAUAAUUUGUACGAGGACGAGGAGUGUGUCUACAUCUACGUGCUACAGCAACUAUAUAGUGCGCCUAUAUAUAAGCUUCUACCGGCGUGUGUCGCGUCAGUGUAGAAGCAACUGCUGAGGGGAUACGACGCAGAAGCUGCAAGUGGGAUUGUUUGGGUCUUGCAUCACGCUGCACAUCUCGAUCUAGUGUGAAUUCACUCUACGAAUAUAAAGUGAGAUCUUCGUGAGUUCAGAGGCAAAAUGAGCAGAUACAGAGCAACGUUGAUACCAAAAUUAUUCUCCCACUGGUGGGAAACCCUGGAACGUCCGCAUCGUUUGAUGGAUCAGCGAUUCGCCAUCAAUCCCACGCAUUUCUUCGAGCCUUCGUUCUUCGACCGAAGAUUUCCGUUCGAGAGGGCAAUUACCGAAAACUUGCGAUCAUAGAACGAGUUUGUGCGCGAGUUUCAGCGCGACUGCGAGAACGGAUGGUCCGUCGUGAAGAACGACAAGAACAAUUCACGUGUGCCUCGACGUGCAACAAUUCGAACCCGAUGAGAUCACUGUCAAAGUGUUGGAUGAUUUCGUCGUCGUGGAAGGUAAG